This is a messenger RNA of Pocillopora meandrina, 9158 nucleotides long. Lineage: Eukaryota; Metazoa; Cnidaria; Anthozoa; Scleractinia; Pocilloporidae. The record is from the annotation of a GenBank genome assembly.
AUGGCGUCGGAUUUGUCUCUGGAACCUGCAGAAAAGAAAGCCAGAUUGAAUAAUAUAAGUGAGGGAUUACUUGGUAAGAACUCCAAAGUGAAAUAUCAGAAAAAUAUCACCUUCAAUUUUACACUGAUCAGUUUCUGUCCUCAUCCAUUGAAGAAAAGAUGAAAGAAGGAGGAACAUUUCCUCGACCUGUUCUGGCAAAUGAGUACACGCGCGAUUUUCAAACAGGUAUGAAGCGGAACUGCUCUCGAUUCUUUGCCUCAUCUGCUUCGUUGAUUAAAUUCAUGUAUUUGGCAAUUUUCAGUGCAAGUUUACGCAGCUGAUGUAACGGACAAAACACAAACAUCGCAACUGAUAAGGUAAAAAUAAAAAAUGAAUUUAAAAAAAAACAUACGAGUGCUAAAUUUCCGCGCGGAUUUUUCGAUUUCUUGCGAUUUUCCUCCAUUAUUUGAUUUUGUUACGUUAAUAGACAAAAUUUUUUGUCUCAGAGAUUUAAAUGAAAUAUUGCCAUUGAAGGAGUUAGGACAUUUAAGACGAGUGCGAUGCCGCAAAGUCAACGACGGUAAGUUAUGACUUUAAUGAGGCAGCCGUGAAAUUCUCACUCACUUUGUAAUAUAAGUAGAUUAAGAUUUCAAAUUGAAUUAGAUCUUUAUGAUUCAAAAGGUUUCCUACGUUCAUAGAAAGUAUAGAAGGAGCCAUUUUUUUGAAAAACGGCCGUAUUGUUCUAUGUAUGAAUUACAUUAACAUACACAAAAGGCAUCAGACUGAUAAAUUUCACAAAAUUGUUAUGUGAUCUCCCAUAUGGUCUAGCGGUUAGGAUUCCUGGCUUUCACCCAGGCGGCCCGGGUUCGACUCCCGGUAUGGGAACGCGAUAUCUUUUUCAUUUCGCAUGACUUUUUUUAAAUAUGUAUUUCUUCUAUUUCACCAAUUCUUUUAAAUUCUUUUUUCGAAAUUUUAUUACGAAAAUUACGUUUUCUAAUCAACCUUUUGUCAAAUUUCAGAAUCACUUCUACAAAUAAUCUUAUGUGUAAGGAAUGAGGUAGCAGCUGACAAUUCAUUUACUCAACUUAUACAACAAAACAAGACAGCAGCAAAUUUUCUUGGGGAGCCCUUUGUGGCUGAUGUGGCAAAACAUCCACCUUUGACUAGAGAGCAGUUUAACCAAGCAUCUCUCCUUUGGCCUGUCAAUUUUCAUGAAGACAAAUAGUAAGUUAUUAAUUAAUAUUUAGUUAUUUAAAAUCAUGGAAUGGCCUGAUGUGUUAGCCAUAUGUAUAUUCAGAAACCCCUAUUCUAUUCCUCAUUCAUCAGGUAAAAAUAUAAGAAUAUUUUGUGGCAUUUUUUUUCUGUAUUUUAGAAUAGUACAUUAUUAAACUUCUGAGUUUAUUGUCUGGUUUUUAUAGUUACAUAUGAUUUGAGAUCACGUAGGCGUGUAAACUUUGUAUGUGUUAAGUAACACUUUGACCACUAAAAAUGACUAGCAUAUUAUUCCUUCUGACAAUAUCACCCCAGCCUGAAUCAAAUAUCAAGGUCACAAGAAUAAAAGAAAUAUCAGCAACUGAAGAACCUCUUGAUUGUUAAUUAAACAAGUUCUCCUUGUCAUCACCUCAGGAAAUGAAUAAAGAACAGUAUGGAGAAUUUGCAUGCUAAUGUUAGGGUGUUAAAUUUCCUGUGAGAGUUGUUUUGCUGGUAAAUCAAGACCAGGCGUCCUUUAUUGUUCAGAGAAACAAUUAAGAUUUUAGAUGGGCAAUUACUAUGUCCUUUUGGAGACCCAAUGCAUUUGUCUUCUAUUUAUGGUUUGAUAUAAAAGCAGUGAAUUUCUGGGCACCUUAGAGGCUGUUAAUAAGAUCCUAUAAUUCAGUGCACAGCUGUGGCCUGCUAAAAUAUAUCUCUAUGUAAACUGCAUUUAGUGUUGAUCUUCUUCAUUUACUUUGAAAAUGUUAUUUAGUGUUUCAAGAGCAUUAAAAGGGGAAUUAUUUGACAAAGAUGAAGUGUCAUUGAUUGAAAAGUUCAUGAGAAUGGCAAUAGUGGAAGGACAGAAUAUAACAUCCAGAAAGGUAAGAUUAAAAGAAAACAUGAGUCACCUGAGAUAAUACAUCAUUAUCUCGGGUGAGGAUCAAAACAUCAGUAUCUCAGGUGAGGAUCAAAGUGUUUGUUUAUUUACCCAUCUAAAACUCAGUUCCUUGUUCAGAUAUCUUCCAGCUCCAGUCACAGGAUGUUCCUUCAAUUAAUGACUUAAUCAAAUUAUUGUUCAGUCAAUGCCUCUAAACCAGCUCUCUCUUGCUUACUUGUUUGCCCUUGUUCAAUUAAUUAGUCAGACAUUCAACAACUUUGAGAUGUUAAUCCAGAAGUUGUGUUGGAGUGGCUGCUUUGAUUUUGCAGAUAGCCUCUUCUUUGUUAUCAUAGUAUUGGGAAAACAAGAGACAUGACUAUUGUAAAUUUUAGAUAUUGGCUCCUGAUCACAUCACCUUUUUUAUCUAGUCAUUCUGGAAGUACUUUUAGUGCUCAUAGGUUUUGUGAGUUUCUCAGGAAUCCUGUAAUAGUGGCUAGUAUCAGAAUGUCAUUGUGUAAACUUUCUUUUUUGUUAUCCUCAUAAAAACAAGCUAACAAAAAUCUCUGAAUCUUUUAUUUACAGUUUCCUAUUGGAGCUGUGAUUGUUGAUCCACAGAAGAACCAGCCCAUAGCUGUGUGUCAUGACUUAAGAUGUGCAGGACACCCACUCCAACAUGCUGUCAUGGUUUGCCUGGAUCUAGUGGCACACAGUCAGUCAUCAGGUGCUUGGAAACUUGACUGCCAAGAGGUAAAUGAAACAUGGACAUUGAAAGAAAAAGGAUCACAAUUACAGCAAAGAACUUGCUGCUUUUGUUCUAAGAAUGAUUCUAAAGACUGCAGCUCAAUGGAAAAAGGUUCAGUGGGUGAGAGAUUUACUCAUCAUGGUGAGCUGUGCAACUCGCUGAAAAAUGCUGACAACAAAUGCAAGUCAUUGCCUUAUCUGUGUACUGGAUAUGAUCUUUAUGUUACGAGGGAACCUUGUGCUAUGUAAGUAUCUGACAUUUUAAAGAGAUAUUCAACUUAAAUAAAGACAUGCAAAUCCUAAGAGAGAACUCAAAGCUUGUCUUUGUGCCUCACUUUUGUCAGAUUCAUUAUCAGCUUAAAUAUAUAUAUAUAAAAAUAUAUAUGUGGAUAUAUAUUAAAGAGAAAAAAAAAUUGUACAAAGCAACCUCUUUCAGGUGUAAAUGUACCUAUGCACUCCAUAUUUCAAAACCCUCUUGUGAACUUUGUGAAAAUUUAUUUGCCUAAAAAUCGUGAGUUAUUUUACCCUGACUCCCAUGAGUGACCAAGACACAGUUUCUCCCUACAAUGUCAAAACAAUAUAAAGCAGACAAGUGAGGAGAAUGAAGGAAAAUAUAAAUUAAGGGAUUAUUAGUUGAUUCAAUGCCCAAUCAUCUCACUAAACUUUACAAGAAUCGCAAGGCAGACAGAUAAAAGAUCUCGGGCGUGAAUUGAACAGGUAAAACUUAAAUGUUUCUAUCUCUAUUUUGUUACUCAAUCCACAGUUUGUUAGAUUCUUAUUUCUCUAUUCCUUUCCAAGGUGUGCAAUGGCAUUGGUGCACUCAAGAAUCAGACGGGUUUUCUAUGGUUGUAGUGACAAUAAAACUGGUGCUCUAGGCAGCAGAUAUAAGAUUCACACUCAAACUGGACUUAACCAUCAUUAUGAAGUGUUCUGUGGAGUGCUGGAGGAUGAGUGUAGAGCUUUAUUUGAGAGAACUCCCUCUUAGCAAAUCAGUCGAAUGCAAGUGACAGAAGCUGUAACACCCCAGGACUCCUUAGAGUCAUGUUCCACGCUUUGCUGAGUUUUAACUUAGUUGAGUUUUAUUGAGUUUUAACAGUUAAAAGUUUUUAUUAAUUGAGAAGAUGAAAGUUAUCACUUAAGUGAUUUUGUCUGCUACUGGAACAAAAACUUGGUCUUAAGAUAAAAAUUUUAAAUUUUGCCAUACAUUUUAUCAACACAAAACAUUGUUCUUUUCUUUUUUUUUCUUUAUUUUUUUUCUUUGUCUCCAUAAAAAAAAUAGUUAGAAUUUCUUUUUGAAUGAUAACAUAUCAAAAUGAAAAAUUCCAAAUUCAUGAAAGCAAAGUGAAAUUAUCAAGCAGAAGGGACAUUCAUGCAUUCAUGUGAUGUUUAAUUGUCAAAACUGUACUAAAAUUUCAUUUUGUCCGGUAGUCAUACUAUUGAAAAGUGUCUUAAUCUUUUUCAUCUUAAAAAUUGCCUUCUGUGGGUAGUACCCAUGUAAAAAAAAAAAAAGGAAGCAGUUGAAGGAGAAGAAGGAAAGAAAAGCCUACGCUGCUCAGACAUCUUUUUACUACACAAAUAGAGUACUUAGCCUAUAUUCGCAGCUUUAAUUACUUUCGAGUAUGAAUUAUUAAUUGUGUCAAUAUCGGACAAAAGCCAUUGAGGGAACUGGCAAUAAUGUGACGUCAUACAUUCCGAGUCUCUACUGCAUUACACGGUAGGUUAUCGGGCUGUGAAAGAUAAUUUACCCAGUUCAAAGUUCUUUAUCGUCUUGUAAACGAUUCGGGAGAUAUUGUAAAGAAUCUCAGUCACUCGAGGAACUUGUGUGGUAUUGUUAAGUGCCAUUUUGUGGUGAAACAUUUUUAUAUUUUCAACGAAAAUAUGUACAAGAACUACGGACACUACGUGUUGGCCAUUUCAGCGGCAAUUACAGUUCUGAUUUCUCUGUGGACUUCGCACACGAACGCUGUUCCUUUGAAUGGAACCAAUAAUACAGGGAAUUUUUCAUCUGUGAACACCACCUCUAGAAAUAAUAAUUCUUCGCUGCAGAAUUCAACAGCUGCUAACUCGACGACUACGUGUAAUGCCACAAUUUCCAACUGCACGACGCAGAAUUCUACUUUGCAGGGCAACGGAACUGUGGUCUAUGUCCAAGUUAAUUUGACAAAUUUAUGCGAGUCAAAUAGAACUCAGCGUCUCUUACUCUGCAACGGGACAGCGUUAAAUCUCACAAAACACUGUGAGAUUGCUAAAACUGGUAAUUUAUCGCUUGUUUGCAGAAAUGGAAGUGUCAUAAAUAGUUCCUUUAUCGCUGAUCUGGUUUCUAAUGCAACAAAAUCUUCCAUCACAUCAAACAACACAAUUAAUUCUGGAAAUCGCACUAUCGAAAAUAUAACAUCCUCGAUUAACGCCACUACAGCGACGCCAUCGAUUCAGACUCUAAAUGGGACUUUAACAAAUGGAUCGCUAGUUAAUGGCACCUCUUCGCAAAACGCCACAGAAGGGAAUGUCACCACAACUUCAAGCUCGAUCUCUGUUAACGCUUCCGCUAAUGCUACCGUUGCUGCACCAACUACAACAAAUUUGGAGGGUGCAAUCUCAAACGCAACGGAAUCUCCGACAACUAAGGCACAAGAAGGCAACGAAAUAUCGAGUACAGCAACUCAGCAAUCGACAACUACGGUAACUAAAGCGGAAGAGACAACUACCGAAAAAUCAACUACUCCAAGUACCACAGCGAAGGAGACAACUACCGAAAAAUCAACUACUCCAAGCACUACAGCGAAAGAGACAACUACCGAAAAAUCGACAACUCCAAGUACUACAACCAAGGAGACAACGGCCGAGAGAUCGACAGCAUCUAUCACCACUCAGGAAGCCUCGUCUCCUCCAAGCGCUAAGGAAACUACCACAAAAGAAAGCACAACUCAGACCACCACAACCAAGGAAACAGUGAAAACAGUCCAGACUACUACGACAACACAAGAAUCCUUGCAAAGAACAACUUCUUCGAAAGAUGAUCAACAGCAUUCGUGUAAGUUUUUAAUUUCCUUUUUUUAAUUCAGAGGUUGUUAAAUGAGAAAACGUUUCAAGAACACCAGAUCUUUCAAAAUUGACGACAACAGGAGAAUUACCUAAAAUAACGACUGUCAAAUAUGAUGGUUAAAAGUUAUGUUAAUUUGUAUGACAGCUUUGCAGACAUCUGCAACUCAUUUUACAUUUAAGUGCGGGUUUAUGCAGUACAUUUACAAUGGAAAUCUACAGUAGAAGCAAACAAUUUUCGUUGUGAUAUUCAGAGUUGCACUGCAUUUUCUACAGAAUGCAGAUAUCAAUGAUAUUAGUGUCAAUAUCAGUAUAAAGUAGUCAAGUGGAGGAGUAGGAAGAUAGCAAAAUGUGGUUUUGGAGACGUUUUUAGCCUUUGGUCUCUCGGAGGUUUACUUAAGUUGUGAUAACCACACAAACACCAACAAGGUAUAAAAGUUGAAUUCAUUGCAAAUAAGCACUGCAUGCAGAAAUAUAUAUGUUACAUUUCCACACUUGAGUGAAAAACUGUGCAUAUUGCUACUGAAAUGUUAGCCCUAACAGAAGGGUUGUAGCAAUUCACAAGAAGUCUGAUUCACUAAAUAUGCGGCCAAAGUUUUUUGGUUGCUAUCACAACAGCAUGUCCAUGUAAUUGGUAUGAAUGAAUUUUUUAAGCAAUGUUAGCUGUCCAAAUACAUUUAAACUAAACCAAUUGAAAGGGAAGAAAUUCAAACAGAUAUAACUUGUAAGAAUGAUUGUAAUGGUGGAGAUGAUAAUAAAUAAUAGAAAUGACAACAAUAACAAUAGUAUUUAUAAUAUUUGUAAUGGUAAUAUUCACAGUAACAAGAGCAGUUGAAAUAAUGAACUUAGUUGUUUUGUAAAUAGCUUAUCAAUGUACAGUAAUAGCAGGUAAUUUAGUGUUAACAACUGAGUUGAAAACAUAAAUGAAAACGUAAAGGGUAAAAAAAGCUUAAGUUUCAACAUUUCAAGAUGAAGUGCUAACACUCGAAACGUCAGCUAUAUAACACUAAAUUACCUGCUAUACUCUCCUAUUGACGCAGCACCACAGUUUCUUUAGAAACUUACCCCCAUUUAUUUAAUGUACAGUAAUGUCAAUUAUGGUAAUAAAAUGUUUAUAGUUUGUUCAGUAUUUUAGUCAGUCCUUUAUAGAACUAAUUUGAUCACUUUUGUACUUUAACAUGAGUCAGUUGCAUUAAUGAGAGUGCAUGUACUAUGUUUCUGCAAUUAUAUUUUGGCACAGACUCAGUGGUGACGUUUCAAUACAGUUGUCAUCUGCCUUUUUUAAUGUUGUUUAUUACUUCAUUCCCUCUAAUUUGUUUUUUUCUUAAUCAUUGAUAAAAUGUUUAUGUUAUUUUCUCUUUCAGUGCCAUCUCCUUUGGAUGAUGAAAAGGUAUUUUCAGUGAUAAUUUCUAUGUAAUAUUCAGUAUUUAUUGUUAUUGAAUAAUUAAUUACCUUAGCCAAUAUUAAUAGGAGUUGUUGUAUUAUUUUCCUCUUAAGCUAGCUUGACAUAAUUUCUUAAGUAGCUUCUUAAAUUCACUAAUCAUUUUCAAUAAUUUCUUUACAGAGUGUGCAAUUUUUCUAUGUUAAUGUGCUCACCCCAAUUGGUGCAGGAGCCUGUGCAGCACUGCUCAUUGCACUACUGGUUGUGCUGUGCAGAUGUUGCCGUCGACGAAAGCUAAAGAAAGUGCGCUACUUUGGAAAGGUAAUUCAUUUCCAAACUUAAGUUUUUAAUGGGUUUCAAAAUGUUAAAUAGUUAUGUCCAUAGCUCCUCCUGGAGUGAAGACCAUCAAUGAUCUCCCUUCUCCACCCUGUCCUGUCCUGGGCUAGCCUUUCAAAGUUGGUUGAGGUGUGGCCAUAAUGUUUCAUCUUAGCCUGAACAUUUUUCUGCAAGGUGUCUUUGGAGCAUUUCAACAUGGAAUCCUUCAUUCCUUGUCACUUGUGUGGUGUUUUCACAAGAAGCUGUUUUAAAUUAGUGCUGUCUUGAAUUAAUGAUUGGUUGAGAAGUGCCUGUAACCUGUGAUUGACUAUCCUCUGAUUCAGAGAAGGGAAGAAGCUGUGAAAUAUUUUUCAAAGCAUUUUGAGCUCACUUUGAAAGUUAGAGUAUUGGCACGGCAUUAGUGUCUUAAAAUAGAGUUGGCUGAAUGUGGAAUCCCAGAGUGUGUCUGUGAGGUUAGAGAAACUUUCAUCCUAGAGAGUGUCUGUAAUAGAUAAAGAAAACGUAACCAAAUGUGGGUGUUUUGUGGGACUUUAAAUAGCAGGAAACACUUACACCUGAAUUAUUUCAGGAGCGUUUAUGGUAUAAAUGAUUUAUUAUUGUGGAGAUUAAGCAUGCAAGCUGUUACCAUCUCAAAUUAAUCUGUCUUUCUGGGUAUGGUUUAGUUUAUCAUUUCCAGAAAGGAGAAUCAAGAAUCUGUGUAAGAUGAAACAUUUGCAUAAAUGUACCUUAAGUGUCUUUUUCAUUAUAUGUCUUUACAGGCUCCAGGACAUGUCAACAUGGAUGAGUUGAAUUUGCUUUCACAUUCCAGUGAUGAAGAGUGAUUAAGUUCCUCUUGGGUCCUUCUCCACAAUGUACCAAAUUUUUGGAAAAUCCACUUUCACUGAGAUCCAGAGCAGAUCAAAGUCCAGCUUGACUGUUCAAUUUUAUAAUGGCCACACUGGAUGUAAAUUUUUUUUUCACAACAAUUCUUUUGGAAAGAAGUUAAAGUGAUGCAGAGUUUUUGACAAACUGGAAGCUUGGAAGCUUUCUCAGUCCAUCAAAGUUUACCCAGGGUUGUCAAGGUUAUGCAUUAAAUUAUAUGCAUGGAAAUCUCAGGAGGUUAAUAAAGUGGAAGUCAGUGAUUCUUGCCAGCCUUUAUCGACAGGAACAGUUUGGUUAAGACUAAAGAAUCUUUUAAGCUAACUUAUUGCUUGUUAGCAGAAGCACAAUAGCAUAUACCAAGAAUUCUGGCUAAUAUUCCAUGAUGUGUUUGGUACAAGAGAACACUUGUAAUUGAGCUAGUACGUUUUUAUACUGCAGUGAGUGAACAAUAAUUGUCAAUCAACCACCACCUAUGAAAAUAGAUUUUGUAAGUAAAAUGGCUUUGAAAUAAUUGAACCGUUUAAGCUCUCUUUUGCAACAUUUAUUUGAUUUAACAGCAAUUUAAAUCAAAAUAAUGAUGAUGAGGAAGGUUUUGAUGCAGUGUUCCAGUUUUCACAAUAUGAUUCAUCAGUAUUUAUACAUGUAUAACAAUUUUAUUCUUGUUGAUUGAACCAUAUUUAACUGUAAAAUAAACACAUUUGAAAUAAUUAAAUUACAAUGGAGUAAUCUUGAUUAAAGUGUUGAUCAACCUGC